ACAACAUCCUUAUCUUAUAGAGGGGCUGAACAAGUAUGGAGGAAAUUAUUUUUCAGAAUGUUUUUCAAUGUUCUCAUGUUUGAUUAGUUAAAAUUUUUAGAAAACAUUUUCUAUAGGAGUGAUACAACACCCACAAUAACAAUGAAUAGUUCAAAAAUGGAGGAGUUCACCAUUAAUUUUAAUAUACUUGUGGACCCUGGAAGUGAGUCAAUAUCACUAUCAUAUACAAUGGGGUGCCAUAAAACAAACUUAGUCUAGAUAAUUGUUUUGCAAAGUACAAUCAUUUUGGAGAUUUGUUUUUGGUAUAUGUAGCAAAGGAGUAGUGUUUUCCACUGCAAUCAAAAUAUCAACAUUAAGUCUCCAACCCUUGACAUGAGAGUCAAGUCUUUGGUAUCUUGGAAGCAAUAUAUUAUACACACAGUACACCCAAGGAAAAAUUAGAAUCGAGAUAAAGACUUAUUAAUCCACAUACCUAUAAAUAACUAGCCAAAAUCUGUGUCCUCCUUAUCCCAACACCUUCAAGAACUCUGUUGAAAUUCUCAUCAUCUAUGAAUACCCAGACAUUUCAUUAAUGGCUUCCAAUUCCAUAAUCAUUGUGUUCCCAGCAUUCGGCUUCAUUUUGUUAUGCAUGGCUUUGCUUGCACUAUGCUGCUGCUUAAAGAAGAAGAAGAAGAAGAAGAGCAAGAGAGUAUUGGUUGAAGAAACAGAAGUGAAGCACAUCGAUGAGAAUAUGAGAGUUAAGGAAAACAUUGCUAAAGGCCCCAAUGGUCGACCGGAGAGCUUUGUGGUAUCAGUGGAGGAAGAUAUGCAUGUAGAUGACGACAUUAUUAGGAAAAAGAAAGAGUUAAAAGCUCAAAACAUGCAUGCUAAAUCUUCAGAAACAACCCCUUCUGCUCUUGAAGCUGGACACUCUUCUUAAUUCUUCCACUUGUUUUAGGAUCAAGUCAUGAUUUUCAUCUAAAAAUAAAGAAAAAACAUGCGAUAAAUUAUAACGUCAAAUGAUGAUUUUCUUUUAUUUCGUGUCAAUUUGUUCCUUGUAUACGAAUAAGAUCUAUAUUAACUAUUGUUGGAUAUUUGGGUUUAAA
Lycium ferocissimum is the source of this 1085-nucleotide messenger RNA. Its product is annotated as protein TRACHEARY ELEMENT DIFFERENTIATION-RELATED 6-like. The transcript has a single exon. NCBI's taxonomy places the organism in Eukaryota, Viridiplantae, Streptophyta, Magnoliopsida, Solanales, Solanaceae. Gene Ontology annotation, biological process: plant-type secondary cell wall biogenesis. The coding region runs from base 572 to 919 and encodes 115 amino acids. The record is from RefSeq and is a predicted model, not a curated record.